UUAUAACGAUGAAGUUGGAAGAUAUAAAACAAUUUUAUUAUCAAGGUUCUUAUCAGACUCUAAUUAACGCAGUUGACAGCAAUAACUUGAAUGACUUAGAUGAUCGUAUUAAAUUUAUAUACUCAAUUUUAUCACAUUUAGCUUUGAAGAAGGAUUUACCUUCAAUAGACUCUGAGCUAUCUCAAUCUCACAUUGAAUUAGCUGUCAUACAAUCUUAUAUAGAUUAUAUCACUAAUAAAGAAAAGGUAGAAAGUUUAGAUAAGUUAAGGGAUUAUUUGAUAGAGAUUGAAUCUGAAGAUCAUCAAUAUAAGCACUUAUUUAACGUUUUAGCUGCUACCAUCUUCUGGAAAUCAGGUGAAAUUGAGGAAGCCUUAUCUACAUUAAAUGCAGGUCAAGGUGUUAAAGAUGUUGAAUCCGUUGCACUACUCAUACAGAUUUAUAUUUCAAUCUCUAGGCUUGAUUUAGCAAAGAAUGAGUAUCAGCACGCCCGCAUAUGGGCAGACGACCAUUACUUAAUUCAAUUAUCUGAGGCUUGGUUGGGUCUAGCAGGUACAUCAACUUCAACAAACUCAAGUUACGAACAAGCUUAUUACGUUUUGGAAGAAUUACCUGAUAGAGACGAACCAUAUAACAAAUUGCUUCGAGCUAUCGCACACGGCGCACUUCAACAUUUUGAGGAAGCACAAGUUGAAUUAGAUAGUAUCAACUCAGAAGAUGAAUACAGUAUCAUGAAUGAAAUCGUCAUAUCAACUCACUUAAAAAACAAGGAUACCAAUGAAUUAAUUUCAAGAUUAAGUUCAAUAAACCCAGAUAACAUCUUAGUAAACGAUCUCAAGAGGAAGAGCGCAGAAUUUGAUCAGUUAUCAAAACAAUUUGUAUAAAAUCAAGUUUAAAUGAAUUUCAAUUUUCUAAAUUAAUUUAGGCAAUACCAGCGUCUUUGCUAGCCUUAAGAAUUGCAGCACCAAUUUCACCUGGUGAUUCAACAACAACUGCACCUGCAUCUCUAAGUGCAUUAAUCUUUGUCUCAGCUUUACCAACACCACCACCUGAGAUAACUGCACCUGCGUGACCCAUUCUACGACCAGGUGGAGCUGAAACACCAGCGAUGAAACCGACGAUUGGCUUGUUAUGAACGUUGUUCUUCUUAAUGUACUCAGCAGCUUCCUCUUCUGAUGAACCACCAAUUUCACCAAUCAAAACGAUAGAUUCAGUCUUUGGAUCAUGAAGCAAAAGUUUCAAAGCAUCGACGUGAGUGGUACCUGGGAAUGGAUCACCACCGAUACCUAAACAGAUAGAUUGACCCAAACCAACUUCGGUAGUUUGUUGAACGGCUUCAUAAGUCAAAGUACCUGAUCUUGAUACGAUACCGACUUUACCUGGUGUGUGGAUAUAUCCAGGCAUGAUACCAAUUUUACAGCCAUCUGGGUUGAUAACACCUGGGCAGUUAGGACCAAGCAAACGUGAUUUUGAUUGUUGGCGGAGUACGUGAGCUACCUUGAUCUCAUCUGCUUGAGGGAUACCUUCAGUGAUAGCGACGAUCAAACCGAUUUCGUUUUCGAUAGCUUCAAUGAUAGCAUCUGCAGCGAAUGGUGGUGGAACGUAAAGUACGGUUGCGUCAGGGUUGGCUUCACGAGCUGCCUCCUUGACAGAUCCGAAAACAGGCAAUCCGAGGUGCUCAGUACCAGCUUUUGAAGGGCUAACACCUCCAACCAUGUUGGUACCGUAGGCGAGUGCUUCUCUACAGUGGAAAGUGGC
Molecule: messenger RNA, 1755 nt
Organism: Wallemia mellicola CBS 633.66
Lineage: Eukaryota; Fungi; Basidiomycota; Wallemiomycetes; Wallemiales; Wallemiaceae
Exons: 2
Coding region: 9-881 (290 amino acids)
Biological process (GO): intra-Golgi vesicle-mediated transport; retrograde vesicle-mediated transport, Golgi to endoplasmic reticulum; endoplasmic reticulum to Golgi vesicle-mediated transport
Cellular component (GO): COPI vesicle coat
Molecular function (GO): structural molecule activity; protein binding
Source: RefSeq, a predicted model, not a curated record